This is a messenger RNA of Laccaria bicolor S238N-H82, 813 nucleotides long. RefSeq lists its product as uncharacterized. The coding region runs from base 1 to 813 and encodes 270 amino acids. Gene Ontology annotation, molecular function: oxidoreductase activity, acting on the CH-OH group of donors, NAD or NADP as acceptor. The transcript has 10 exons. Lineage: Eukaryota; Fungi; Basidiomycota; Agaricomycetes; Agaricales; Hydnangiaceae. The record is from RefSeq and is a predicted model, not a curated record.
AUGGCCACUCAAGCUCCUAUUACCCACUUCACCGGUACACGCGUCGCCAUCGUCACAGGUGGUGCUCAAGGUAUAGGCAAGGCCAUCGCAUUGCGCCUCGCCGCAGACGGCUUUGAUAUCUGCGUGGAUGAUGUCGCUUCCAAGAUCCAUCUCUCAAAGGAAGUCGUCGCCGAAAUUCAGCAACUCGGUAGAAAGGCCAUCGCGCUUCCCUACGACGUUACCAAAGAACAAGAGGUUAAGGAGAUGGUGGAAAAAACAGUGGCGGAGCUUGGAAGACUAGACGUGAUGGUUGCAAAUGCUGGAAUCAUACAAGAUCAUUUGAACAGCGUCAUGGAAGCAAAUAUCGACGAAUGGGAGUCUAUUUGGGCAGUCAACGUGCGCGGCACGGUGCUCUGCUAUAAGUACGCCGCCAUCCAAAUGGUGAAGCAAAAUCCUGGAGGGCGUCUCAUCGGUGCCUCCUCGAUCUGUGGAUUGCAAGGCUUCGCCAACGCUGGAGCGUACUGCAUGUCCAAGGCGUCAGUUCGUUCGCUAACUCAAACAGCAUCGUUGGAGUUGAACAAACACAAGAUAACCGUCAACGCGUACGCACCUGGAGUCAUCGAGACCCAGAUGAAAAGAUACAUACCAAAGUUCAAUGGUCGCGCGGGGAUCCGCAGCGCCCUCGACAGAAUCUUCGACCAAGACAAGCCUGGAAUGAAGGGGAUGAGCAUUCCAGAGCAGGUCGCAAGCCUUGUAUCUUACCUCGCUUCUCCCGAAUCCCAUUUUCUGACUGGUCAAACGAUUGCUAUUGAUGGGGGCUUGGUCUUUAACUAG